AUUUUUGUGACCGUUGUCUGUGUUAGAACUAGUACCAACGAUCAUCAUGUUGAGAUACGUGUUGUUUGCAUUGGUUGUUUACAAAAGUGUUGAAGCAUAUAUUGGUAUAAUACCUGAAGAGGAAAAACCGGCUAAGUUUGCUGAUCAAGAAGGGUGCUACUUUUCAAAAUUUGAUCGCGUCCUUCCAGUAGGAGUUCCUUACACUCCGAUAGAUGGCAGCACUUGUGUUAAGUACACUUGCCAGGAAUCUAAAAUAAUAACUGAAGAAGGAUGUGGCGCAAAAAGAAUUUCCACAAAUUGCGAACAUGGUCCUGCCGACUACACUAAACCAUUUCCCGAUUGUUGUGAAAAGGUUCGCUGCACUCUGCCCGAUGGACGAAUCGUUGAAGCUUAGAAAAUCAUCCGAGUAAAAUGCUGACCAAUUCACUAACUUUGUCGUUCAUAUUAGCUGCCUAAUAUAAUUCAAAACUAAUUAAAAAAAUAAUAAUUAAAUAAAAAAACACCUCAUUUUACGUAAUCCGUAAAGCUUGAUUGCUAAUAAAAAUCACAAUCUCAUCAUACAGUAGGUAAAUGAUGUUUCUCAGUUGGUUUGAAGUUAAUGACCAAAUUAGUGAAUAGGCCAGCUGAUCGUAUAUAAUUUUUGGUAUUUCUUUUUCAAUCAUAACAUUUACGGCAUUUGGCAUUAAUAAAGAAACGUAUAUUAGA
Molecule: messenger RNA, 705 nt
Organism: Bicyclus anynana (squinting bush brown)
Lineage: Eukaryota; Metazoa; Arthropoda; Insecta; Lepidoptera; Nymphalidae
Exons: 3
Coding region: 47-394 (115 amino acids)
Source: RefSeq, a predicted model, not a curated record